Molecule: messenger RNA, 841 nt
Organism: Culex quinquefasciatus (southern house mosquito)
Lineage: Eukaryota; Metazoa; Arthropoda; Insecta; Diptera; Culicidae
Gene: Mthfs
Product: 5-formyltetrahydrofolate cyclo-ligase
Exons: 5
Coding region: 153-794 (213 amino acids)
Biological process (GO): tetrahydrofolate interconversion; folic acid-containing compound biosynthetic process
Cellular component (GO): mitochondrion
Molecular function (GO): 5-formyltetrahydrofolate cyclo-ligase activity
Source: RefSeq, a predicted model, not a curated record
GGGUAUUGCAGGCAAAAAGAACACGACGACGCGCAAGCUGUUGAUACCGGACGGACUUCAAACACUGGGGCCGCGUCGCCGUUGUGUGCUGGAGAUGUGAAGUGCGAGGCCGGCUGCUGCCUUGGAAUGUUGCUAAAUGAGAACAAUCGGAAAUGAGCAGACUGCAGAACCCCGCCAAAGUCGCGCUGCGGCACAAAAUGAAGGACACCCUCGGAGCGAUGAGUGCCACGGUCAGGGCCGAGCAGUCGGAGAUAAUUACCAGAAAGAUUCAAGAGUUGCCAUUUUAUAAAAACUGUAAAAGAAUAAGCAUCUAUUUGAGCACUGAACGAGAGGUGAGCACGGUGGAGCUGAUGAAGCAAAUGUUUGCGGGAAAUAAACAGGUCUUUGUUCCGACGUAUGACCGGACCACGAUGCGAAUGGUCCGGCUCGCCGAUAUGGCCGAUUACGAGGGGCUGCCGAAAACCAGCUGGAAUAUCAAGCAGCCCGACUUUGGAGACGACACCCGGGAGGAUUGUCUAGCAACAGCCGGCUUGGACCUGAUUAUCCUUCCGGGAGUGGCCUUCACCCGGAGCGGACGUCGCCUUGGUCACGGAGGUGGAUACUACGACCGUUUCCUGCGCGACUACUUUGCAAAAUUUCCCAACCCAGAGGACGCUAAAGACGGCACCGCCAGCGGGACCAAAACCUACCUUGUGGGGGUCGCCUUCCGUGAGCAGCUGCUCCCCGAGGGCCAACUCCCGAGCGACGAGCACGAUUUUCCACUAGAUUUAAUCGUCUGGCCCGGAGAUGAAUAAUUCGAGACGAAGGAGGACGGUUCUUUCUUUUGCUCUGAGUGAAAUAA